Messenger RNA from Corticium candelabrum, 5477 nucleotides. Its product is annotated as complement C3-like. The record is from RefSeq and is a predicted model, not a curated record. Bases 22 to 5340 code for a protein of 1772 amino acids. Gene Ontology annotation, cellular component: extracellular region. Gene Ontology annotation, molecular function: endopeptidase inhibitor activity; protein binding. The transcript has 40 exons. NCBI's taxonomy places the organism in Eukaryota, Metazoa, Porifera, Homoscleromorpha, Homosclerophorida, Plakinidae.
UGUUGGACACGUACCUAAAAUAUGCUCUCUGGAAACAUUCUGGGAGUCGCAAUUCUACUCUUUCACACUGCUUUCUACUGCACGGCGCAAAGCGGUCCCAAUUAUUUUGUUGCUGCUCCGAGCGUACUGCAGAUAGGCAUCAAACAGACGGUGGUUGUGUCGGUUUUCAAGGUAAACGCACCCAUCUCUGUUGGCAUUCGCGUUGAAGACGACAAGGGUCAGGUUCUCUACCAGGCAGCCAAUCAAAACGUGGAAGUGAACAAACCGGUUGGAUUUGAAGUUGAGGUCCCGUAUGAGAAAGUCCCCGCUCCAGAUCCUGUAAAGGGCGUCCGCUACGCAUACAUCCGAGCUGUUUCAGAAUCCGCUUCGCUUCCCUUCAACAAGCUGGUUCGUGUGGUUCUUUCAACUAAAUCGCUGUCGGUGUUUGUUCAAACGGACAAACCGGUUUACAAGAGAAACGAAGAUGUUCACAUUAGAGUUGUUGCUGUCAACUCAAGCCUUCUUCCCAGACACAGUUCAGAGGUUGUUGUGGACAUAAGGAACCCACAAGAUAUUAUUGUUGACAGGAUUCAAUUGAAAACAUCGUCUGGCACAGGUAUUACGAAACGCACACUGUAUCUUGGGCCUGGAGCUUUGCAAGGAAACUGGACUAUUAUAGCUAAAUAUGGUUAUAAGGCUGAGUCGAAGUCGGAGUAUCGAUUUGAAGUGAAGGAUUAUGUUUUGCCACGAUAUGAAGUCAAGAUCACACCUCCUAACUAUGUCAGAGUCCAGAGUUUACAGAAUUCUAUAUCUUUUCAUGUGACAGCAAGUUACACUUACGGGAAACCGGUUGUAGGACAGCUCGAAGUCAAACUUGGAGUUCUUAUUAAAGGAAACAAUACGAUUGCCGUCUUCAACUCGCUGCCUUUUUCUUUGGCACUUUCGGACAAUGGAGAAAAACACAUUAUUGUUCCCAAUGGAGGGUACAAAGUUUUUCCUUUGGGUGAGCAACUCUAUAUUUCAGCAGAAGUGAUAGACUCUAACAACGGAGUGAAACAACAAACGUUUGAUGUGUCCGCACAAUUCACAGACAAUCCCAUUAAAUUGGAUUGCGCCUUGAGUCCUCCAUAUUAUCGUCCCAACCUUCCGCUGCGGCUGGAGGUACGAGCCACGUAUGCGAAUGGAGCUGUGGUAUCUAACGUAUUAGUAGAAUACACCAAACCACAAGGAAACGGUCAGCAACCUACCCAAAAAACGACUAACAAGAAAGGCAUCGCCUCUUUUCAGCUCAAUGUUGGUGAAGGAAGUGGUGAUAAGGAAUUUCGGUUUCAGGUUAAGGAGCCGAUAGCCCAACAACUGGUCUCUGCUUGCACUUUUAAGCAGUUCCCCUCCAGUAGAGGAAGCUUCUUUGUGCGAUCAAAUUUUCGCAGUCCACCCAAAAUUGGCUCACAGGGAGACUUUGAAAUUAUCAGAGAUUCAAAGGAUAAUAGACACUUGACGUUUACAGUGCUAGUUACCUCGAGAGGAAUAAUCCAGCAGCAGAAAGCAGUGCCUUUGGGAGGAGGCUCGAUUGGGACGUUUCAAGUUUCGAUUACUUCAGAUCUCGCUGGCAAAUUCUGCGUCCUUGCCUAUUACGUAGAAGACAACAACGAAGUCGUGGCGGACGCAACGUGUGUGGAAAUAGAGAAAUCGUUUAAGAACGACAUUAAACUAUCAACAGUGAAUAACAAGAAGACCAUUCAGCCUUCCAAUUCUUUUGACUUGAAGGUAGCAGCUGCUCGACGCUCUGAUAUUGCAUUGCUCGCAGUGGAUAAGGGUCUCUACAUUCUAAACAAUGAGAACAAGUUGUCUAGAGAAGACGUAUUUGAUGACCUGAGUAGAUACGACAAAUCUUGUGGAUACACAUCAGUUGACAGCAAGGGUGUCUUUGAUGCGGUAGGUUUGACCAGUAUUAGUGCAACUACUUUGCAAUCCAUCGUCAGAGAAAGUGAAUUGUGCGUGUCACGUAGUAAGAGAGACGUGGAAAAAGCUAACAAUAAAUCAGACAUUUGGUGUGAGCUCGGUAAGAAAGUUCGUAGUAAAAGUGGAAAGGGAUACGUCGCUAUGUGCGAAGAAGAGUAUGGAAAGCUUGUUGGUGGCAGUAGUUCACUGGAGUUCCAAGGUUCCGUCUCCGAAGAAGACGCAAUUGCUUUCCGGAUGUGCUGCAAUCCCUAUUUGCCCAGUCGUGCUCGCUCUGCCUUCCCAGAUGAUUUUAGCGACGUGUUUAGCGAGGACCUGCUGAAUUUUAUUAGUACUCGUGAACACUUUCCUCACGUAUGGCUGUGGGACAAAAAAGUUUAUACGGGUGACAAUGACGUGACAGUACUUAAUCUCAAGGUUCCAGAUUCAUUAACAGAAUGGGUCAUUCAAGCUAUUGGUGUGUCAGACGAGCAUGGAUUUGGCGUUGCGGAACCAAUGUCUUUGAAAGUGUCUAAACCUAUUUUUAUUGAAUGUCACUUUCCGUUUGCUUUCACUCGUUUGGAGCAGACUUCUUUGUCGUGUACGAUUUACAACUACAACGAGAAUGAAAUCGAGGGCUGUGUUGCGAUAGUCAGGCCGCCUGAGUCGAUUUGCACUACUAGUGGCAGGGCUGUACAGACACUAUUUCAGUGCGUCAAUGUUCAAGGACAAAACACAGCAUUAGUCAAAUUUCCUAUUGUACCUCUCGAUGUUGGUCAAGAGAAACUCACAAUACUAUUGCGUACCGACCAUGGAGGAGAAUACGUCAUCCAUGACAUAAACAUUAAACCUGAUGGAGUUCUAAAAGAGGUCGACUUUAGUACAGAGCUGGAUCCUCAAGGCAUAAACAUUGCUGCUGGUCACGCUGCGAUAUCUCAAGUGCAAGGAUCAGUGAAGAGAUCGUGCUAUCAGUUGGUGAAUGAAGAGGGAGAGUGCGUGGAGCCUUUAGAGGGAAGUUUCACGAAAGAUGAGUGUUGUCGCGACCAAAUUCAGAGCUUCUCUGUUGCCUGGGGACCGGACUGUGAGAGAUGUCCGAACAGAGAAGAACGUUUUGAGCGUGGAGUUGCGGACGUAUUGCGAGGAAGACGUCAGACUACAACAUUUUAUACACGUUUUCCUGAAAGCUACGUAGCUGGAUCAGAACAAGCUUGGCUUACUGUAUCCGGUCGUUAUUUGACUGGCACUGUCGUCACUAUAGCUAGUAUUUCUGAUCUUCUUCGCCAACCCGGAGGUUGCGGGGAGCAGAGUCUCAUCGCGUUUGCUCCCAAUGUCGAAAUUGUCAAAUUUCUAAAAGCGACUAAUCCCGCUCUAACCCCUGAGAAAGAGAACACGUACAUUGGCCUACUGAGAAGAGGCUAUCAACACGUGCUUGAAUUUCGAAAGGCUGAUUCUGGAGGUUUUGCUGUUUGGCCGCACAAGAAUGCAUCGACUUGGCUGAGCGCCUUUGCAUUGAGAACAAUCUGCUCCGCACGCGGCCUCAUUGCCAUCGACGACAACGUCAUCAACGGUAUAAUGAACUUCCUGCUUUCUCAACAAGGACCCAACGGUGCCUUCAUUGAACACGAGUACAUCUACCACAGGGCAAUGCUGGGAGGUGUGCAGGGAGGAGAUACGUCACUGACUGCCUAUGUUGUUGUUAGCUUUCUUCAAUGCUGCAAUGCGUCUCUUACUUCACCGAAUAUAACGCAAGCUCUGUGCAAAGCCAAAGAUUUUUUUGUGCGUCAUAUGAAUGCGGGAUACGUGCGGAGGCCGUACACUCGAGCGAUUGUUUACUACGCGUUGGCCGAUAUCUGCAUAUCUUGCAAAGUCUGCAAUUGUGAUUCAACCAUUUUGCCAAGAAUUCAGAGAUUGCUGUACGAAAAUGUCAAUACAACGCAAGAUGGUGGCAAGUAUUGGAAUGUCAACACCUACUAUGGCAGGUCGUAUUGGUAUCGCUAUCGACCGUCAGCCAUUUCUGUGGAAACGAGUGCGUACGCACUCUGUGCGGCUAUGAGCUACGGCGAUAUCGGAAGUGCGAGACCUAUAGCCAAAUGGCUAAACCAGCAGAGAAACUCUAAAGGAGCGUUUGUCUCAACGCAGGAUACAGUUGUGGCACUCCAUUGCUUAGCAGAGUUUGCCAAACAAAUUCGUCUUGAACGUAAGAUAUCAGUUAACGUCACAGCGCUCCACAACACAAGUUUUUCUCACAAAUUUGAGAUUAACAACGACAACGCAGAUGUCAAUCAACGCAUUUCGGUUCCGCUCAACGACGUAAUCAAGCUGACAUCGACAGGAGACGGUCUUGGAAUCGCUCAACUACAUGUCGAGUACUACCAGCCAAACACAGACGGUGAUCAGUGUGCAUUCGAUUUUCCAGUUUCGGUGACUCCCAUUGACUCCGAUCAAGCCUCCAUACGGAUCCGCGCAUGCGCAAGGUAUUUGCGAAGCGGAUGUACGAGCAUGGCCAUCAUCGACGUCGAGCUGCCGAGUGGAUACGUAGCAUGCAAUGGUAGCGAAGCUGGACAAGCCGAUCAACUGUGUCUCUCUUCCGUCCUUCAAGCUGGCCGUGCAAUUGGACUAACGCAGUACGAAGUAUCCAAAAAGUCGGUUGUUUUCUAUCUCGACAAGAUUUGCGCCAAUCAACAAACGUGCGUGGAGUUCAAAGCUGAUCGCGUAUACAGUGUGUUUCACCCUCUUCCUGUUGCCGCGAGAGUGUACGACUACUAUGAACCUGAUGAGCAAUGCACUACUUUCUACAAAGUUGGAGAAGGAUCAUCUAAAAUGUCCGUCAUAUGUGGCACCACUUCUGGCAAUGAUAAACAGCCCUACUGCAUUUGUGGAGCAGGUAGAUGUCCUAAGCUUGAGCCCAUAUCAAACAGACUGUGCAAUGCCUGCAUACACCAUCACUACGUGUACAAGGUAAAGCCUAUUAAGCAGGAAGAAAAGGACGGUUGGAUCAGGAUCAGAGUCCGUGUCGAGGAGGUGAUUAAACCGGGAAGCAUCGACCUCAAAGGAAAAAGAACAAUCAAGCUGUGGCUCCCAGAAGUAUGCAGUGAGUCUGUUCGUUUAGUUAAUGGCAAGAGUUAUCACCUUCAAGGACGGGACGGACCCAAGUUUGUUCUCGAUCAUUCAUCUGUUAUUGAAGAAUGGCCGCUAAGCUACCAAGCCUGCCAAACGGGUGCAAAACGAACGUGCGCUGUCGAUAAAUGCAAGAAGACUCCGAAGAAAGGAGGAGCUAGGAAGAGAUGCGAGAACUCAAAGAGGUCGUCGAAAUCAUGCCAGAAACGAGCAAAGAAAGACUGCGCAGACAAUUUAGAGUUUCAGGAAUAUCUUCCGGAGAUAAAGGAAGGUGCUAUUUGUGAGCAGACUAAGAUCUGCAAAUAGGUCAGACGUCUUACACUUUAGUGUUUUGUUAACGUGUUGAACGUAAAAUAGAAGUUGGAGUAAGGAAAAGGCAGUUAUAUGUUACGUUAGAAAUUAAUUAGUAUGACUUAAUGUAUUGAGUCGUUGGUAUUGCUCAA